AAGAACACAUUCUCCAUCAGCUCACAAGUGUUUCCGUGAUUUUUGGUUAUUUAAUUUGUGCCAGGUCUGGUGGUGCUUUCUACUGUAACAAAUAUAAACUAAAUAAUCAUGAGGGGAAAUGUCAGAUCUUUUCCUCCAUUUUUAUGGAUUCCUUUUUGGUUUGGUGUGUGCAUUCCCAGGCAGACAGGUCAAGACCAUGAUUGAGGAUUACCCUGAGAAGGAAAGACCUGAAACCUGUUCUAUCCCAGAUGGCCAAGGAGCAUCAGUCUGGCUCCAGCCCAGAGCCUGUGGGGGGCUGACUCCAGCUCCUUACACACAGGGUCAGGGAUCCCUGCAGGUAGCACCUGCUAAACUGUGGGGAAAUUAUGUAGAGACUUUUUCUGUCCUUUGAGAUGCAAACCUGAAGUGUUCAAAACAAUCUACUCCAAAGGUAAAGGUUUCAGUGAAUGCUUCAGUGUGUUUUGUGAUACCAUUCACAGCUUUGAAGACCUCUGAGUUCAUACCCUCAAAAGCAAGUGCAGCAGUGUUUUUGUUCAGGCUAUUUAGAUCCCAUCAGAGCUCAAAGCUAAGUUAAUGUUUCACUUCAGGCUGCAGUAAAUUAGAUAAAAAAGUAUUUCCUCAUUCCCGGAGUUACCCUUUUACUUUGUCUGCACUGCUCCAUUUGCUGAUACAGGAAAAAAACAUUGCUUAAUCCCUUUUAACAACCGUUGAGAUUAUUUUUAAACACAAAAUAUGUUUCUGUACUGCAUUGUCUUUUGCUGAGGCAUCUUUAAGACUACCAAGCCUCAACCCAUGCUAAGAAAUGAGAGCUGUCUUCCUUCUGGCAAACCUACCAGCACUGUUUGAUAAGUUUAGAAAGAUAAACCCAUGUGAACCUUGGUGAUUUUUCCACCUCAUUUUGUUUCACCCAAAAGCAAGAAAGGCUUGCUCCUUGGACAUUAAUUUUGGAAAUUCUGAAGUGCUCUUUGGGUAAGCUUUUCAAAGAGGUCCUUACCAGUGGAGAUAGCACACACACCUGGCAGCUGACAAACCUGUGCCUGUGCUCUGCCAAGGAGCAGCUCCCACGCCUGCCACGCUGGAGCUCCUGGGGAAGCGCCACGGGACCCGUGAUCACCUGUAACAGCAAAGGACACAAAGGACAAGAGCUUCAGACAAGCAGAGCAAAUACAGAAACAAUCUCAAGACAUGUUCUGCAGAUAUUUUUCCUUCUUCGGUCUCUGUCUUUUCCUUCUAAUCCAAAGGAGCUCUCUGGGUCAUGGAUCCAGCUUGCAUGGCAGGGGCACAACAUCCCUCCCUGGAUUUGAGAACCUCACCAUGGGGUACAACAAAUACCUUCGGCCCUACUUUGGUGGAGAACCUGUACAAAUUGCAAUUAGUCUGGACAUUGCAAGUAUUUCUAGUAUAUCUGAGAGUGACAUGGAUUACACAGCCACCAUCUCCCUACGGCAGCGCUGGACAGACCCUCGGCUGGUCUUCCAUGGCAACAAGAGCUUCACACUGGAUGCUCGCCUGGUGGAGUUGCUCUGGGUGCCAGACACCUACAUUGUGGAGUCAAAAAGGUCCUUCCUGCACGAUGUCACCGUGGGCAACCGCCUCAUCAGGCUGUUCUCUAAUGGCACUGUCUUGUACGCCUUAAGAAUCACUACUACUGUUGCCUGUAACAUGGACCUAUCAAAAUACCCUAUGGACACACAAACAUGCCAACUGCAGCUAGAAAGUUGGGGCUACGAUGAGAACGAUGUCACCUUCACCUGGCUGAAGGGAAACAGCUCCGUGCACGGCAUCGAGAAGCUGUGGCUCUCCCAGUACACAGUGGAGCGCUACCACACCCUGGUCUCCAAGUCACAGCAGGAGACAGGCAGUUACCCACGAUUGAUAUUACAGUUUGAGCUGAAAAGAAACAUCCUUUACUUCAUUUUGGAGACCUAUGUGCCUUCCACUCUGCUUGUCAUGUUGUCCUGGGUUUCUUUUUGGAUCACACUGGACUCAGUGCCUGCAAGAACCUGCAUUGGGGUUACAACAGUGCUUUCUAUGACAACUCUGAUGAUCGGCUCACGAAGUUCACUUUCAAAAACCAACUGUUUCAUUAAGGCCAUUGAUGUUUAUCUUGGCAUCUGCUUCAGCUUCAUCUUUGGCGCCCUUGUGGAAUAUGCAGUGGCUCACUACAGCUCCUCACAGAAGUGUGCAGCUAAAGUACCAGAAGAGGGGACUGCAAAUGAACUGACUGAAGAAAUGGAAGAAGUUAACAUCACCAACAUCCUCAAAAAUUCCAUCACCAGCUAUGAACAGAAAAUCAGCUUCACAAGCAUUGAGAUUUCCAGCGAUAAUGUUAACUGCAGUGACUUGACCAUGAAAAGUCAUGAGAAAAUCAAAUGUGUCUUGAGGAACAAAAUGCACGGGAUCAUUGGUUAUUUCACAAUUCAGAACCCUGGCAAUGUGGACCACUACUCCAAAUUGCUUUUCCCUUUGUUUUUCAUGGUGGUCAAUGUGUUUUAUUGGGCUUAUUAUCUAUAUUUUUAGUAGAAAUUAGUUGAUUCAUUCUCCUACUUCAGCAGGAGAGGAAUUGUGCCAGUGGGCAUCCAGGUACAUAACCUCAGUGAAUUCAAUGUGGACAAAAAGCUUCUUUGUGUUUCCUGAGGUACCCAGCAGAAGUGUGUGAGGUGUGCAUGCAUCAGCAGCACUGACUCUUACAGCAGCUGUUCAACUGAGUGACUGUGCUGGGCUCUUCUGCUCACAGCUGCAUUUCAUUCCACACCUCACCUGGCUGGAGGUGGGUGUGCAGGACUGCACUGGCAGCUACAGAGCACUACAGGUGGCAGAAUUAUUUUGGUAGCUUGGAGCAGGUUGGAACCUUCAAGCUGAGAUAUCUCAGAGGAUGUAUAAGAUCAUGACUGUUAUUCUUUGUUUGCAGAGAGAACAGAGGGACUGUGAUUGCUGCCUCAAUAGCUGCUCUGUUGCAGUGAGAGCCCUGAGGCAGCAGCAGAAGCUCAGUGCAGGGCAGCACAGUAGGGUGCUCCUGUGCAUGGUGCUGCUUUGUCCUGGAUGGUGCAAUGCCAGGAUGGUGAUUCAGAAAUGCACAGUGGUGCCUCACUGCUUUUAGUCUGUAACUCACUGAGAUAACCCUCACUUGCUGAAGUUCUCCAUCCCCAAGACAGAUGGAGGCUUGUUGUUCGUGAAGCUGCAUUUUUUCAGAGAUUUGGGAACAUGAAAUAGAGGCAGCAAAAUAAUUUUGUAACCCAUCUCUUAUACUCUUCCUGCUUUACUGCAUGUGAACAGAUUCUACUGCUUUCCAUGUCUUCCUCACAAAUUAUUUUUUGUCCUGGAGAAUGUUUCCUUCAGUCUUCACUGCUACAAGCAGCUCUCACUCCUUGCCAGCCAUAGGCACAAGUGUCAUUUGUCAUCCCCUCCUUUAUGAGGCUGUGCAGCUGUGGCAAGUCAACGGUGCUGCUGGGUGAAAAACGUGCAUGGGUUGGGGUAGGCUAGUCUAAAUCACCCUUUCACUCUCACACUUUCACUUUUAGGCUGAAACACUGCUACUUUUUUGAGAAAAAUCAUAUUCUAAGUGGGCUCUGGAAACUGCCCGAAGUUAGCUCUGCUUAUCCUGCAAUCAGCAAAAGCCAAAGUUUUCUUUUAAAGAUAAAUGAAAUGUGGCCACACAGUUACAUUAAAGAACCAAAUGCUAUUUGGUACUGUGUAGCUUAAGAAUACUGGAAGUCUUUAUUUGCUGAUUGUAAAAUGAAUGUUUUAUGGGUGCCCUACCCAGCACCCUUUUGGUGUGUGCUGCUUUCAUCACUGAGAGGGGGCAAUCCUGCACUUAUGUAGGCGGAAUCAGAAUUGCCUGCAGUAGCUCCAUCCAGCAGAGUUCUGGCUGGGUGAGGCCUCAGUUUGUAGCUUAUGUUACAGUCUCAGCAUGCAGUGUUUGCUUAGCUUAAGGAUCUCUUCUUGGGGGUUCCUAGAGAAGGUGAACAGAGCACAUGAAAUUAUAGAUUUUUUACUUUAAUAACUUUUUAUUGAACCACUUCACCACACUGUACUUUGAGGAAUCUAACCCACAUAUUCAUAAAUCAUCACUUUUACAAAGAGCAGCACAAGAAGACAGAGGGGAACAGACUGACAAUGGCAAGUGGAUAAACACAAACUCAAUAAUGAAGUGUUGGCUUGUAUAUACUGGCAUUUGAAGUCCAUUCCAUAAAAUGCAAUAAAGUAAAUGUUUGUGAUAUGAACACAAACCCUCAGAGAGAUUCUCUACUAAAAAAAAAAAAUCAUUAUCUCUUCUCUGUAUUGGUUUCUUUCUUUAAAACCCAACUAAAAUGCCCUUAUGUGUUUUACACUAGCCAACAAAUAUUAAUGUUAACAAAAGGAAUUUCUUUGUACAAAGUCCUCCAAGAUGAUCAAGUCCAGCUGCUCCCCCAGCCCUGCUAAGGCCACCACUAAACCCUGUUCCUAUGUGCCACAUCCACACGGCCUUUAAAUCCCUCCAGGGAUGAGCACUCCACCACUGCCCUGGGCAGUCUGUUCCAAUGCCACCACCUUUCCAGUGAAGAAAUUUUCCAGAAUAUCCAACCAGAGCCUGCCCUGGCCCAGCCUGAGGCCGUUCCCUCUGCUCCUGUCCCUGUUCCCUGGAGCACAGCCCGACCACCCCGGCUGUCCCCUCCUGUCAGGAGCUGUGCAGAGCCACAAGGUCCCCCCUGAGCCUCCUUUGCUCCAGGCUGAGCCCCUUCCCAGCUCCCUCAGAUGCUCCUCAUAUGACUUAUGCUACAGACCCUUUCCCAGAAAGGCCUUCUCCAACCUGAACAAUUCCCAGAUUUCAGCAGGUGGCUACCCUCAGGGCUUGCUUUCACUAGCCAGUUUUUUUAAUGACUUUGCUACUUUGAUGUGGCUCAGUUCUGGCACCAGGGGUGAAUCCUAUUUCCCUCAGGAGACAGGAGUAGUUUAUGUGAGAUCCAUGUGCAGCAGAGACAAGGUGAGAGAAUGUUGCUUAUAUCACAGCUUGGUUUCUGGUCGCUUUCCCAGAGGAAGAGCAAGAUAGAAUAUCUCUACAUUCACUGUCACGGAGAAGACUCAGUAUUGCUGUGAGAGAAAGCAGGAGCAUCUGAAGGAGCAUCCCCCAAAUUUUCUCUCUGUGCCUGAUUACCUGGCUGGUUUUAGGGACAGGUAGUUUUGCUAAUGUGACUUUCCAUUAUAAAGUUUCCAUUGCUUUGGAAAAUAUUAACUUUGUUCUGUAUACAGACAGGCCCUACAGUUAUAGCUGUAAUAUCCUAAAGAUUUAGUUCCCAGUAAUAAUAGGGCUAAACCACAGCACCACCAGAGGCAAAAACUACAUUAUUUGAAAUGAAACUUCUCAUAAAUAUCCAGCUAUGAAGUAAUUUUAUAUCAGCUGCUCUUAUAUAAACUGGACAAGGCAAACUGUCCUAUCCAUCAACAUUAAGGUUGCCAAGAAAAAUUACUCUGUAUUCAUUGUCUGCAAGUUUUGGAGAUCUCCCUUUCCAUUAGACUUUCGCAGGAAAUGCUGUGGUUGCCACUCUGAAGAACUUUGCUGGUAGCAGCAUCAGCGUCAACUUUGAGCUUCUGCCUCCUCCUGUUCCUCCUACCUCUGCCUCUGCAGGAGAGGGAGGGAUGGGCACCCACAGCAGCCAAGAUGACACUGCUGCUCAGACUGUCUUCUAAAAUCACCUUGAAACAUUGUUGAAGUCAGAACCAUGUGGCUUCAGGUUUUUCUAUUUUGUUUUC
Molecule: messenger RNA, 5730 nt
Organism: Passer domesticus (house sparrow)
Lineage: Eukaryota; Metazoa; Chordata; Aves; Passeriformes; Passeridae
Gene: GABRP
Product: gamma-aminobutyric acid type A receptor subunit pi
Exons: 11
Coding region: 1186-2520 (444 amino acids)
Biological process (GO): nervous system process; regulation of membrane potential; chloride transmembrane transport
Cellular component (GO): neuron projection; synapse; GABA-A receptor complex
Molecular function (GO): GABA-A receptor activity; chloride channel activity; extracellular ligand-gated monoatomic ion channel activity
Source: RefSeq, a predicted model, not a curated record